This is a messenger RNA of Leishmania major strain Friedlin, 1278 nucleotides long. RefSeq lists its product as hypothetical. Lineage: Eukaryota; Euglenozoa; Kinetoplastea; Trypanosomatida; Trypanosomatidae. The record is from RefSeq and is a predicted model, not a curated record. The transcript has a single exon. The coding region runs from base 1 to 1278 and encodes 425 amino acids.
AUGUCGAUGUGGAAGGUUUUCCCUGUGGAUGGUGUGGACGGCGGCGACUGCCAUAACUACAACGCCUUUGUGUGGCAGCAGCUGUUCAGCAACUUCGACCUGGAGAGCAACUCCGGCCCCACAAAUGUGGAUGAGGUCAACAAGACCCCCGGAUCCUGCUCUAUCCCCAUGAUCGGGCUCAAGCAGAGCAACGCGAGUGCAAAGGACACAGCCCUGUCAGUCAAGCUUGAUGCUCGCCGCACUUCCUCGUUUGGCGGCAGCCCGACUGCCUUGCAGGACGACGGGUACUCGAGUGAGGAUGAGCACGAAUCCCCUGGCGACCAGGCUGGGUCGGGCAGAAGCACCACGCCCUUCUACUCGUCGCCUACCACUACUGCCACCGCUAAGAGCGGCAGCGGCAGCUGUGUCGCGUCGGCGCAAAACAGCAGCGAUGCUACCGUUCCAUGCUUCUUCGUAAAUGGGGUGCGCCACAGCAUCGAGUCCCCCUGCAAGACGCCGGACUGGACGGUGGUGCCAGCGUCGUCGUCUGCGUCAGUGAGGCAGGUAUCCGUGGAAUCCCCUCUGUGGGCCAGCGCGCACAUCGACCCGUCCCCCAAUCCGGCGAAGACGGUUGUGGCAGGUAACAACUCAGGCGUGCCCUGUGCGUGGGUGUGCGCAGAACAGUCGACGACGCAGCCGCAGUCCUCGACGAAUCUGCCUCUGUACGCGAAGCCUCUGACACCGCCAGCUGGGUACGCGGUACCCGCCUCUCCGCCGUCGAGUGGAAUGAUGGGUGGAGUUCAGAGCACGUUUACCUUGCCAAUGGGCUCGUCCGCUUACGUGGCAAACACGGUUUCCGUCAUGCAGCCGCUCCCGGCGUCCGCCAUGCCUGUGGCUCAGCACGCGAGCACGCCGUCUUUCUUUCCGCAAAAGAACGACAGCGCUGCGAACACCUUUCCAGACUGCUCAAUCUUGGGUUUCGUCUUCAUGGACGGGGAGGGUUGCCUACGCCUCGCUCCGCAGGGCUGCUCUGCUCCAGCAUCUGCCCUGUCGGCACUGCCCAUGAUGCACGUCCCUUGCGGCGCGACAGCGUCCUCUAGCAUGCCACAGAUGCAAUACACCCCGAGCACCACGCCAGCUCAGCCGUGGCGCCCCGCCGCUGCCCCCGCCGCUGCCCCCGCCGCUGCCUCCGCCGCUGCUCCCUCCGCGUCACUCCCUUGCGCAAUGUCCUCUGAGGCGUCGGGAAAUACCAAGGCAUGGGUGUUUCGCGAUGGCCGCUGGAUCUCAUUGUCUAUUUGA